AGCAGCCUGGAGGUCGUUUUACACAAAUAUUUGUGCGGGGGAAGCGGAGGUUGAAGUGCACCAGGGGUGGAGCAACGUCCGAAAAAGGCUGGGAUCAGAACAUUUCAUACCUGAUAAGGACCUCGCCAAGAUGGCCGGCUAAAGCUCCAUCCACAUACUCUUCUGUGUUGGCCAGCUGCACAAAAACAUAACAAAAAGGUCCCGUGUGACGCGCCAUCCCAGUCUGGAAUGUUCCUUUAAUGGGACUUGCAAAGCACUGCGUGGAAAUGAAAGACUCUGCAGGUCUUGGAUCGGUGGCACACGAGCUGGACUUUCACUCCUCCUCCUCUUCCUCCUCCUCCUCCUCCUCCUCGCUGCUCUUCUUCAGGCGCCGUGUGGGAUCAUGCUUGCUCCUGCCUCAGUCCUCCGCACGCCUCCGCCUCAGUGGAUCUCAGCUGAGUGACAGAGAAAGUCCACACCGGAUUUGAACGCGCGCACCUUUCUUUGCACCACCUGCCCCCUUUCCGUGCACCUCCUGUGGAUUGUACAGAGGCCCUCGUCAUGCUGCUGCUGGUGCUGGUGAUGAGCGUUGUCAUGUUGUCAGGUGCAGUUUUUGCAGUGCAGCCCCUGAGGGGCUUUGCGGAGCAUCUGGAAGGCGUCUAAACGCCGCUCGUCCUGGCCCGAGCUGCCAAACUUGAUCUGUGUCACAGUCUGAGGCCGGCAGGUGCACAAUGGCGCCAUUAUCCCUUUUGCAUAACGCUUCCGACGGAGAGGUGUUCCGUGCGGGCGUGGCCCCCCGCUGCGAGAGCCGGGCCUGCAACCCUCGCAUGGGCAACCUGGCCCUGGGCCGCCGCGUCCUGACCCAAACCGCGUGCGGCAACAACGGCACCGAGCCCUACUGCGCCCACGCCGACCCGGGUCUGGCGUGCGGCGCCGCCAAGUGCGGCAAGUGCAACGCCGCCCUCCCGCACCUGGCCCACCUGGCCGCCGCCAUGUCCGACUCCUCCUUCCGCCACCCCGACACCUGGUGGCAGUCGGCCGAGGGCGUUGAGUCGGAGACGGUGCAGUUGGACCUGGAGGCGGAGUUCUACUUCACGCACCUCAUCGUGGUGUUCCGCUCGGCGCGGCCCGCCGCCAUGACGCUGGAGCGCUCGCAGGACUUUGGGCGGACGUGGCGGAUGCUGCAGUACUACGCCGCUAACUGCAGCGCCGCUUACGGGCUCGCCGAGGGCAAGGCAAACUCUGGGAGGGACGGCGCCACGUGCACGUCCAAAUACUCCAAGGCGUACCCGUGCACUCGGGGAGAGGUGAUUUACCGGACUCUGCCCAAGUGGGAGUCUUUGGACCCCUUCGGCCUGGAGGGCCAGCAGCAGCUGCGGGUGACCAACGUUAGGAUCCGCCUCCUCCAGCGCCAGCCGUGCCCCUGCCAGGCCAAAGAGCCCGCCUCCUCGGGCGGGGACGCCCCGCCCACCCGACACUUCGCCAUUUACGACUUGAUCGUGAAGGGAAGCUGCUUCUGCAACGGCCACGCCGAGCACUGCGUCCCCGCGGCGGGGUACCGACCCAUCCGGGACCGCACCAACCACGUGGUCCACGGGAAGUGUGUGUGCAGACACAACACGGCCGGCGAGCACUGCGAGCGCUGCGCCCCGCUCUACCACGACCGACCCUGGCAGCCCGCCGACGGCCUGACGGGGGCGCCGCACGAGUGCCGCAGGUGCAAGUGUAACGGGCACGCUCACAGCUGCCGCUUCGAUUGGUCGGCGUGGCGGGAGUCUGGCCAGCGCAGCGGCGGCGUGUGCGACUGUCUGCACAACACCGAGGGGCGCCAGUGUCAGAGCUGCAAGGCCGGCUUCUACAGGGACCCCUGGCGAGCGCACAACGCCCCCGACUCCUGCAAGCUGUGCAGCUGUCACCCUCUGGGCUCCAUGGCCUUCCACUCGGCGGGCGACUCCCUCUGCGACCCCGCCAACGGCAACUGCAUCUGCAAGCCCGGAGUGGGCGGGGCUUCCUGUGACAGGUGCAUGGUGGGAUACUGGGGCUUCCACGAGUACGGGUGCCGCCCAUGCGACUGCGCUGGAGACUGUGACCCCUUCACGGGGGACUGCGUGCUGGGAUCUGACUUGUACAAUUUGGAGGGAAACUCCAGCGAGCCAAUCAGGAUCUUCCGAGUGGACGAGCUCUUCUCCGCCCUGCACUACUCAGAGAAGUGUGAGUGCAAAGAGCAGCCGCUGACCAACAGCAAACUGUUCUGCACCAUGAACUACGCUUAUGUGAUGAAGGUGAAGGUGCUGUCGGCGCACGACAAAGGUUCCCACGCCGAGGUGGAGGUCAAAGUUCAGAAGGUGCUGAGCCAGAAGGUGAAGAUACAGCGGGGGCGCGUCACCCUUUACCCCGAGUCCUGGACGGCGCGAGGAUGCACCUGUCCCAUCCUCAACCCAGGGGCGGAGUACCUGGUGGCGGGACACACGGACAGGAAGCAGGGUCACCUCCUGGUCAACAUGAAGAGCUUGGUCAAGCCAUGGAGGGCCAGCUUGGGACGAAAAGUCCUCACGCUGCUCCAGAAGGACUGCAACUGGUAGAUGGACAACACCCGGGGACUGAUGGACGGAUGCUGGACUCGAAAGAGACGUCCUCCAUGCGUGGAUUAUUAUUAUUAUUAUUAUUAUUGAUAAUGAUGAUGAUGAUGAUGAAACGGCACAGACUGACUGAAACGUGUCGGCGCUGAGUUCCUCUCUGCAGCACUUUACGCCAAGAUGGACGGGCGGAAUAUGGACGCACAAAGCGAGGACGCACACAGUGUGGACAAACACGAAGCCAUACCAGAAGGUGGCCGCAAAGGUGAAUGUAUUAGCUUAGCACAGUCUUGCCUUUAGCCAGCAGACAACAACUGUUCCACGCAUAGACAUCUUCUAAGGGUACGCAGCAUGGAGCGCUACUGCCUACUGGCGCUGACGAGACGCGGGGCCGCCAUCUUGGAGUGGUGAUCCGCUCCACUCAGUGCAAUUCAUUUGGCAGGAGCAAUGAACAUUUAAUUCAUCUUACCUCACUGAACACCACUGAUUUUCACGCGCUUUUUUUGUCAUACGUGUAGCUAUGAUAAAGGACACUUGUUUUAUUAUUCAUAGUUUGCUUAACAGUAAUAGAAUAUUCUUAUAUGCUAUAAGUCAGUGUUUUUCAACCACUGUCUGUGAGAUACAGUCUAGUGUGCUGUGGAAGAUUAUGUAAUUUCACCUAUUUGGGUUAAAAAUGUUUUUUGCAAACCAGUAAUUAUAGUCGGCAAAUGAUGUGUUGUUGUUGAGUUUCUCGGCUGUCUAGAGCUCGGCAGAGUAACCGUGUAAUACUCUUCCAUAUCAGUAGGUGGCAGCCGGUAGCUAAUUGCUUUGUAGAUGUCGGAAACAGCGGGAGGCAGCGUGCAGGUAAAAAUGUAUCUAAUGCUAAAACCAAAAGUAAACAAAAGGUGAGUGCCCCUAGGAAAAGGCUGUGAAGCUUAGGGAAGGCUAUGCAGAACGAAACUAAAACUGAACUGGCUACAAAGUAAACAAAAACAGAAUGCUGGACGACAGCAAAGACUUACUGUGGAGCAGAGACGGCGUCCACAAUGUACAUCCGAACAAGACAUGACAAUCAACAAUGUCCACACAAAAAAGGAUAAAAACAACUGAAAUAUUCUUGAUGGCUAAAACAAAGUAGAUGCAGGAAAUAUCGCUUAAAGGAAGACAUGAAACUGCUACAGGAAAAUACCGGAAAAAGAGAAAAAAAAAAACCAAAAUAGAAGCACAAAACAAGGACUAAAACACUACACACAGGAAAACAGCAAAAAAGUCCAAAUAAGUCAGGGUGUGAUGUGACAGGUGGUGACAGUACACCUACUUUGAGACAAGAGCUAUAGUGAUGCAUGCUUGGUUAUGCUUUAAAGAAUUGCGACAACAACUUUUUACUGUCAACUGAGUUUCGUUUUUCAAAGAUUUCUGCUGGUGGUGUGCCUUUGGAUUUUUUCAACGUAAAAAAAAUGUGCUUUGGCUCAAAAAAGGUUGAAAAACACUGCUAUAAGUGACCAGACGUCCGAGAUCAAAACUGGGAAUAUAAUCCCAGAGAAGGGGAAAAAAACGGUCAGCUAUUUUUAAAAAUUGAAAAAACAAUGGUGAGGUUAUAUAUACAUGUGUAUAUCCUACAUAAACAAUGUAUGAAUACAUUAGAUAUCUAUAUAUCUUAUAGACUGCAGCUCUGUUACUGCAGCUGCACAGAGUUUAUUCGGUCUUGACACUUUGUAUUGAUAUUUUCUAUUACAUUCUUCCCUUAAAUGAUCAUGUUUACACUGAUUGUUUUAGAUGUAUUUUUUAUGUAUGUCGCUUUGGAUAAAAGCCAAAUACUUCAACAUAAACAUAUAUAAACACCUGAAAGUCUUUAUAUCAGCUAAAACCACCAAUCUGUUGCACUGGAUUCAGAAUAAAACCAAAUUCUGUCUUACCCAACAAUGUUAGUAUUUGAAUAUUGUUAUUUGAAGACUUAUUCCUGGUUACAAUUAUACUGUUAAGAAAGUAUUGUCUCAUACUUUGCCUAAAAUGAGAAUGCAUCAUAAUCAGGGGCGGCUGGUGAAUUUUGUUUUAGGUGGGGCUGAAAGUUUGUAAAGCAAAGCCCUGUAGGGGGGUCAUCCUCACCCAGAAGAUUUCUUUGUGAUUUUCACAUACAAAUGAAGCAUUCUGGUGCAUUCUGACAAAAUAAUGAAGACAAAAUAGAACAUUUCAUAGGUUUGCAGAGAACUAUAUACAAUAUGGUAAUAUUAUUUUCACAAAAUACAACCAAUAGUACAUUAAUGUUAAAUCUUACUUGUGAAAGGUAAUCCCCCGAUUCCUAUUCCCAACAGUCCGCUCAUUUGAGCAGGAAAACGCUGAACACCAUCUUUGUUUUCUACCUGUCAACCGUCAGUUGACGGGAUCCUCAUCACCACUUCAAGAUGGCGGCCCAGUUUCUCGCGUCACAGAAGCCAAUGCUGCGUCUACUUAAAAGAUGUCUAUGGUUCCACGUACUGCACUCACUUCCUGCUCUCCUACCCUUGUUUGUGUUUGAUGUAAAUAUUGUUAUUGUCAUGUGACCGCGUUCUCCAACUCGCUAUGAUGGUUAGCUUGCAUUCUGCUAGCUCUUACAGGUUUGUAGCAUUUCACCACCUUUCUCUUUCACUUUCUGUUUCCCAACCUGAGGGCAGUGAUAAUACAAUGAUCCAUAAACCAUGA
Nerophis lumbriciformis (worm pipefish) is the source of this 5213-nucleotide messenger RNA. RefSeq names its product netrin 4 (gene ntn4). Gene Ontology annotation, biological process: tissue development; substrate adhesion-dependent cell spreading; animal organ morphogenesis. Lineage: Eukaryota; Metazoa; Chordata; Actinopteri; Syngnathiformes; Syngnathidae. Gene Ontology annotation, molecular function: protein binding. Gene Ontology annotation, cellular component: laminin trimer. The record is from RefSeq and is a predicted model, not a curated record.